UUUAUAAUUAUUGUUCUUCGCAUCCCUCAACUUCGCUGAAUUCCAGACCAAAAAUCUCAGGCCUUGAAUUGAAACAAGACUUCCUUGGAGUUUACGAAAUCGACCAUGUUUAUGCUGAUCAACUGUUCCAACUGCCGCAACCCUCUCCAGCUUCCGCAGGGCGCCCGAUCCAUCCGCUGCGCCAUCUGCCAGGCUGUCACCCACGUGGCCGAUCCCCGCGCACUGCCGCCUCCUUCGUCCCACACUCCGCUCUUCCCCUCCGCUUCCCAGCCGACGCCUCCUGCUCCUUCGCCCUACGGCCAGGCGCCCCGGGGGCCGAUUCCGAACGCGCACGGGAGGAAGAGGGCGGUUAUAUGCGGGAUAUCGUACAGGUACUCGACGCAUGAGCUCAAGGGGUGCAUCAACGACGCCAAGUGCAUGCGCUAUCUCCUUAUCAACAAGUUCAAGUUUCCCCCGGACUCCAUUAUCAUGCUCACCGAAGAAGAAACUGAUCCGUACAAAAUCCCAACAAAAUACAAUAUUAGAAUGGCAUUAUAUUGGCUUGUACAAGGUUGUCAACCAGGAGAUUCCUUGCUGUUUCACUAUUCUGGUCAUGGUUCACGACAGAGGAACUAUAACGGUGAUGAAGUUGACGGAUAUGAUGAAACUCUAUGUCCCUUGGACUUCGAAACUCAGGGUAUGAUUGUUGAUGAUGAAAUCAAUGCAACAAUUGUUAGACCUCUUCCUCAUGGUGUUAAGCUUCAUGCAAUAAUAGAUGCUUGUCAUAGUGGCACUGUACUAGAUUUGCCAUUCCUUUGCCGGAUGAACAGGACUGGACAAUAUAUAUGGGAGGAUCAUCGCCCUCGAUCGGGUGUAUGGAAAGGAACAAGUGGGGGAGAAGCUAUAUCCUUUAGUGGUUGUGAUGAUGAUCAGACCUCGGCUGAUACAUCUGCUCUAUCAAGGAUCACAUCAACAGGUGCCAUGACUUUCUGCUUUAUCCAAGCAAUUGAGCGUGGGCAUGGGAAUACAUAUGGAGGAAUGCUAAAUUCAAUGCGUUCAGCAAUUCGAAGUACCGGUAGUAACGACAUGGGUGGAGGUGUUGUGACAUCUCUUCUCACCAUGCUUUUGACAGGAGGCAGUGUUAGUGGUGGGCUAAAACAGGAACCACAGUUGACUGCCUGCGAACCAUUUGAUGUGUAUUCAAGACCGUUCUCCCUAUGAUUGUUAAUAUUGCUUUUUUUAUCAACUAUAUUUGGUUUUCAAUAAUAUUGAGGAAAAGGGUUUUCUUUAUCGUUAAAGAAACAUUGGAUAUGAAAUAUGUGAUGGAUUUUAUUGGUGGAACUAAGUUUUAUAUCUCCAAACCUCGUGUUCGUUACACAAUAUUCAGGGUUUAUGUUGCCUUUAGUUGCUGUCUAUGUUCUUUUGUAAAAUAAGUUAAAUAAUCAGAGGAUUGGAAGCAGUAAACAAAGAACAGAUUGACAGUUGCUAGCGUCUUUGUGCGUGUGCACUCCCAUGUGUUUUACCAUAUUCUUGGACGGACUGUAAUGAGUGUUGUAAAUCGAGGAAGACUUCUUUUGUGAAUUUAUAGUAAAGGGUUCAAGAUUUAUUCA
Molecule: messenger RNA, 1589 nt
Organism: Carya illinoinensis
Lineage: Eukaryota; Viridiplantae; Streptophyta; Magnoliopsida; Fagales; Juglandaceae
Product: metacaspase-1
Exons: 5
Coding region: 106-1200 (364 amino acids)
Biological process (GO): proteolysis
Molecular function (GO): cysteine-type endopeptidase activity
Source: RefSeq, a predicted model, not a curated record